AACGUAAAAGAAAGGUAUUCCUAAUGUUGUGAUAGACUUUUAUUUAGAAAAAAGAUAAUUAUAAGAUGAACCAUGUUCCAAGCCAGAACACGUUUUAUUUUUUACAGGUUUUGUUUCAAAAUCAAGGAGCAAAAUGGAAGAAAAGAAAGGAGACAACAAAUGUGUUCCGAACACCUGGCACCUUGUUGCCGAACCCUGGAAUGUCUCCAUUCGGAACAAUGAAUGACGCUUUCUGCACCUUUCGUCCCACAGAUUCGAGAUGGUCUUCGAUUCCGAGUAUGACGUCAACAAUGAACGGAAACCCUCUUGCCCUCGCAUCCUCCUUGCCUCGACAAACAUCCCUGGGUCAGUCUUUUGGGUCUCAGGUCCCAUUCACGGGCCUCCAAGAAGCUUGCUCUACGAUUGCAAGCAACAUUUCAAUGCCAAAUAAUGGUGCUUCGCUGCACAGCACGUGCUUCGGUGUUCCACCUGUUAGCUGUGCUUCUCCUCUUUCAGCAAGUUCUAAUUCUCCGCCGAUUUCCCAUCCACAAGUGAAUUGUGGGAUGCAGGAAGUGGAAGAUGUUUGGAGGGGCACCAGUAUAGCAGAGCUGCGCAGGAAGGCUUUGGCGCAUACAGCAACGCUUUCAGGUUACAAGUGAAGACAUUUUCCCCAAGUAACACUUUAAAUUUGAAAUGCAGUGCAGUAUAGAGUGAAAGUUUUAAAUUAAAACAAAUGUACUGUUUAUUAUUUAUAAUUGAAGACCAUAUUUUAUUGAUUAGAGCUUUAUAUGUUUAAUGUAGGCUAAAUGCGACAUGGUCUUUAAUUGUACAAUGUAGAAGACAUCCAGGAAAAAAAAAACAACAAGCAUUUUUUGUGUACCUCUCUGACAAAAAGAUGGUUUAAAUUUAUUUAAAUGUCAAUUAGAUCUAUUAAGCUGAGUUGUAUUCUUAGCAGAAAGUUACUUCUAUUGGACAAAGGCUUAUGUAUUUUACUUCCAAUGAAAAACACAUAACUGAGUUUUUUUGUCAAACAGCUAAAAAUUGUACACAUAUGCUUAGAUACACUGUCUCUCUAUGGAUAUAACAUUGAUACUAAAUUCAACCUCCUCAGAAGGUUAAUGCUUGUUAUGAUGCAACGGAUAGAAAUACUAAUUACAUAUUAAAUAUACAAUUUGGAAUUUUUUCUUCUUUUUGUAAACUUAAUAUAAAAUGUUUUAUUUGAAAUUGUAUUAUCUAUUGCAAUAUUUUGCUUUUUUAUUACCUCGAUCCAUAUGCAUCUUCGCCAAGAAUACUUAGAAUUUCUUUUAUUUAUUUUUGUUUUUCAUCUAAUAUGUAUAUACAUUUUAAUUUUUGAUUUUCUUAAGGUAUGAGAAAAUAUUCUUCAACUGUUUCUUUAUCUUGGUAAGAUCGAAAAUAUUUAUUAUCAUUACAAGCGAAUUUAGAGUUUAAAAAGCACUCUGUAUAGUAGCAUAUUAUCAGAUAAUAUGUAUGGAAAAAGAUUUCUAAACUAGUUUCAAAAUGUAUAAAAAAAUGUUAUACAUGUCAAGUGAUUUAUAAUUAUUUUACUAAAAAUAUUUAAGAAAUCUUACUCAAACCCAGUUGAUAAACCUUAAUUCUUCUUGAGAAAUCUUGUUAAAGUAAUUUUACGUUCAAUCGUCACAAAUUUUAGUAGAAAAUUACUUGCACACACAUGUAUAAGAGGAACGUACAGACAAGCCUUGUAAUUGAAGCGCAUAUAGAACCAGAAACAAUGAAAUCCAAUACCAUUUAAGCUAUAAAAGAAGACUUUAUAUAUAUAUA
Molecule: messenger RNA, 1779 nt
Organism: Saccostrea cuccullata (small rock oyster)
Lineage: Eukaryota; Metazoa; Mollusca; Bivalvia; Ostreida; Ostreidae
Product: homeobox protein orthopedia-like
Exons: 2
Coding region: 66-638 (190 amino acids)
Biological process (GO): neuron differentiation
Molecular function (GO): DNA binding
Source: RefSeq, a predicted model, not a curated record